ACCGCGCCCAAGAGGUGCCCGCCUCCAUCGAGGCCGCAGCUCUGAGGUUCUGCCUUCCCCAGCAGUAUCGACGGCCGCGACGUGCGGACAGGCCCGUCUCCGCCCCAACCUAUCGGCCCCCGGCCGGUCUGGAGCUCGCGGCAUGUUCUCGGCGGGCGCGGAGAGUUUGCUCCAGCAGGCCAGGGGGAUCCAGGCUGAGGAGCUGGGACGGUUCUGUGAGCGGAUCAUGAAACAGCUGCGGAAUGAGGACUGGGGAACCGAAACCCUGGAUAGCCUGCGGAGGCUCUUCCUCAUCGUCUCAGCCACCAAAUAUGCCAGGAAGCUGCCUGAACCUUGCCUGGACCUGCUGCAGGCUGCCCUUCUGUCACCCACCUGCCCUGAGCACCUGCAGUUAAUCUGUACUGCCAUCUUGCGGGAGAUGUCACCCAUGGACUGCCUGGGCCAGGGACUGUUUGGGGACCACAUCCAAAGCACUCGACACCUGAGUCUCGCCGCCUCUGUGCUCCUGGCCCAGGGUGACAGGAGGGAUGAGAUCCGCAGUGUGGGCCAACGCGUCGUGCAGUGCCUGGGGGGUCGGCACCCUGAGGGGGCAGGCCCAGGCCAGCUGCUCCCACUUGUGGCCAAGGUCACCAGCCUGGCCCCGAGCAGCCUCCAUGAAGACCAGACCAACCUGCUCCACAAGCGUCUGGGGGACUGGCUGCGCUAUGCUAGCGUGCAGCAGGCUACAGCCCCCUCUUCAGGGGGUUUCUUCACGCCCAGGACUCGGCAGCCCGGCCCACUCACUGAAGUGGAUGGAGCAAUAGCUGCUGACUUCUUCACGGUGCUGUGCUCCGGCCAGCGCUUCACAGAGGACCAGUGGCGGAACGUGCAGGCCUUCUCCAUGCUGCGCACCUGGCUGCAGCACAGUGGCCCAGGGGGCUCUGGGGGCCCUGACGCAGAUGACAGAUCUGAUCUGGAAGGUUCCACACUGUCGGUGCUCUCAGCUGCCCCCUCUGUGGGUGGCCCACUGGCCCCCAGGGAGAGGCUGCGAGAAAAGGCCUUUGAGUACUGCCAGCGCCUGGUGGAGCAGAGUGGCCGGCGGGCCCUGCGUAAGGCCGACUCGGAUCUGCAGAAAGCUUGCCUAGUGGAAGCCGUGCUGCUGCUGGACCGUCUCUGCAGCGAGGAUCCCUCCUUCCUCUACCGAAGCCUCGCCUGCCUGAGGGCCCUGCAGGGACGGCUGUGUGGAGAUUCCGCCUUUGCGCGGGCGCUGCUGCCCGUAGCCCAAUUCUACCUCAACCACGGAGAGGCGGCAGCCGUGGAUGCUGAGGCCGUGUGGCAGGUCCUACUGUCCAGGCUCCCGGCUGAGCUAUUCCACGACCUGGCACUGGCCUUCGAACUUGCCCGCUUUUGCAGGGAUGGCGCCCGGCUCCGUGCCAGCUGCCUGGACCGCCUGCGCCUCCACUUCCCCAACCUCCUCAAGCUCCUGGCCUGGAACUGUCCCCCGCUUGUGGCUGAGUUCAUGGAGUUGCUCCCAUUGCUGGUGGACACGGACACAGCCCUAGAGAUGUUCCAUGCACUGCUGGACUUGCCUUGUCUCACAGCGGCCCUGAGCCUGCAGCUCCGGUCACUGCUGCCCCCUACAUCUGAGCGGCCACCCUGGGACUCCUCCCUUAAGGUCCCUGGCUGCCUGGAGGCCUUCCGAGACCCAAAGUUCCGGUCUCUCUUCCAGUACCUGCUGCGUCCCAAGGCUGGGGGCAUCCUGGAGAGGUCGGCACCACUGCACCAGUUGCUGCAACCCAUGGCCAGUGCGGCUCGCGUGCUGCAGUGCACCCAGGCUGUGCCCACACUGCUCCGGGGCUUCUUCUCAGCCAUGAACCAAAUUGCUGACGAGACCUUGAGUCGCCAGCUGGUGCUAGCACUGCUAGAGAGAAGCGAUUCACUGUUCCCAGUCCCAGGAUAUGAGGCUGAAGUGCACAGGGUCCUGGGCCCACAGCUGCUGGCUCUGUUCCGGCUGUGGCCCUCGAUGGUGCUCGAACUGGCCAAGGAGCUGCUAGAGUUUGUGAGCAGUGGUGUAGGCAGCCGGGGGAGCCUGCUCAUCUGUGUGGUGUGGGCGAUCGGCGAGUGCGUGUCUGUGUCCGGGGAUCGGCACUGCACCGUGGAGCAUGUGAACCAGUUUUUUGAGGCACUCGAGGCACUGCUGUUCGAGCUUACACAGUCCAGACCCUGGGCCAUGCCCCCACAGUGUCCCCCACAGGUCGUCACCACGCUCAUGACGGCACUCACCAAGUUGGCAUCCAGGAGCCAAGAUCUCAUCCCCAGGGCCUCGCUGCUGCUGUCCAAGACCAGGGCCCUAGCCCCAAGUGCUGGGCUGGGGGAGCCGGACAUGGAAGCCAUGGGCACACGGGCCACAGAGCUGCUGAACCUCCUAAAGAUGCCUAGUGUGGCCCAGUUCGUUCUCACGCCCAGUGGCGAUGUGGCCGCAGCCCGCUACCACCGUGACACCAACACAGCACUGCCACUGGCACUGGACACGGUCCGCCAGUUGCUAGACAGGGAGGUGGGUGCUGGAGGGGACCAUGGGGAGGGCCCACAGGGAUGACUGUGCCUGGGAGCAUCGGUGCCAGGUUGGCCUCUUCACAAGGCAACAUUGGAAACUGUGAACUCUGGGUCCUGUUUGUCAUUAGGGAAAAAACAGUAGUAAUGAAGUUGGGUUUUGGUACCACAUCCAGCGGUACUCAGGGGUAUCUUACUCCUUCCUGGCUCUGAGCUUGGGGAACUCCUGG
Suncus etruscus (white-toothed pygmy shrew) is the source of this 2762-nucleotide messenger RNA. It is a transcript of the gene AP5Z1, whose product is annotated as adaptor related protein complex 5 subunit zeta 1. The record is from RefSeq and is a predicted model, not a curated record. Lineage: Eukaryota; Metazoa; Chordata; Mammalia; Eulipotyphla; Soricidae. The transcript has 17 exons. Gene Ontology annotation, cellular component: AP-5 adaptor complex. The coding region runs from base 143 to 2578 and encodes 811 amino acids.